UGAUCACUCUAGUUUUCUGGAAUUACGGUUGUGUUCUUCUGUUGGUGGUUGUUAGUUAUCGUGGUUAGGGGAAGCUAGGAAAGAUGCUUUCUCUGCAGGAGGCGAACGGGCUGGACCUGGACGUCAUGGGGUCGGGGUUCGGGUUCACCCCGUGGGGCCCCGACACGUGCCCCUCAUUCGCCCAGCUCAUGGCGCCCACCACCACGCCGACCUCCUCGUCGUCCCCCUGCUCCUCGGCUGGCGACGCGGCGGAGGCGUGCGGGAUGACGCUGGAGGAGGAGGAGGCGGAGCGGCGGCGGCGGCAGCGCCGGAAGGCGUCGAACCGGCUGUCGGCGCGGCGGUCACGGGCACGCAAGCAGCAGCGGCUGGAGGAGCUCCGCGGGACGGCCGCGCAGCUCCGCGCCCAGAAGCGGGAGCUGGCCGCAAGGCUCGGCAUCGCGGCGCGGCACGAGCUCGCCGCGCGACGCGACAACGCGCGCCUCCGCGCCGAGUUCGCCGCGCUCGCGCGACGGUACCGCGAGGCACGCCGGACUCUCGCGCUGCAGCGGCUCGCGCAGCAGCUCCGCUCGCGUGCUCGUCCGGUUCUGCAGCCGGCCGUCGGCGGAUCAGGGGUAGCCCCGGCCUUCGUGCCGGGACCGGGAGCGGCGAUGGGGCUGGCGUCUCUGAUGACCUAG
Molecule: messenger RNA, 674 nt
Organism: Lolium rigidum
Lineage: Eukaryota; Viridiplantae; Streptophyta; Magnoliopsida; Poales; Poaceae
Product: ocs element-binding factor 1-like
Exons: 1
Coding region: 84-674 (196 amino acids)
Biological process (GO): positive regulation of DNA-templated transcription
Cellular component (GO): nucleus
Molecular function (GO): DNA-binding transcription factor activity; transcription cis-regulatory region binding
Source: RefSeq, a predicted model, not a curated record